AUGCAAAACUUAUUGGAUGCAGCCCUCCUCGCUCAACACAAGCACGAGCAGCUCAUGAAAGAAAAACAGUGCAAUGUCACCAAGCUGCCCUUCGAGCUCUUGGCACUCAUCUUUGAGGAACUCGUUCACACCCACUUUAUCAGCCCCACUAAAAUCUCGCUCGUCUGCCGUCAAUGGCGAUCUAUCAUUCUUGAUAUGCCCGGGCUAUGGAACACACUUCGCCUCGACGGGAAAAGAGCAGAAUGGCGAACCAAGUGGUGGAUGAAGCAUUCCCAAGGGCGAAUCACAAACCUCGUGGUUCAUACCUCCAAAAAUCUGGAAGAAUGUCUCGAGAAAAUGGGGUCGAGGACUACCUCUCAGCUUGAGAAGGUGGCACUGGACUUUAAAGCCGUCGGAGAAAAUCUACCAGACUUUUUUUCGCUUUGA
Acaulospora colombiana is the source of this 426-nucleotide messenger RNA. The record is from the annotation of a GenBank genome assembly. NCBI's taxonomy places the organism in Eukaryota, Fungi, Glomeromycota, Glomeromycetes, Diversisporales, Acaulosporaceae.